This is a messenger RNA of Magallana angulata, 1321 nucleotides long. RefSeq names its product multiple epidermal growth factor-like domains protein 10. Bases 105 to 905 code for a protein of 266 amino acids. Lineage: Eukaryota; Metazoa; Mollusca; Bivalvia; Ostreida; Ostreidae. The transcript has 6 exons. The record is from RefSeq and is a predicted model, not a curated record.
CUAAAUGAUCUGUUCGGAAUGCUCUGAUGGAACUGAAAUUGUUAAACACGCCUAAAGUAGACUUGUAGAAAAAGUCUAUUUAAUAUUUAUGGCAAACAGCAGAAAUGAUUAAUUGUGAAAGUGUAUUAGUGAGUGUCAUUAUAUGCACGUGGAGUAUCCAUGAAGGAUGUCAUGUAAAUGAUUGGCCAAAUUCCUGUCAAGCCAACUUUAUGAUAGGAUCUCAGGGCUGCGAACCUUGCGCAACUGGUAGUUAUGGGUGUAACUGUUCUGUACGGUGCUUAGAUAAUACAUAUGGUCAUGGAUGUUACCAUGUUUGUAACUGUUCUGCAGAUGAAUAUUGCGAUCCUGUUGAAGGUUGCACAAUCAACGGUAGUACAAUAAACCAAACAAAAGAGCUGCAUAACACUACGCAAUACCCGCUGAACGUUAGGAGGAAUAAUUUAACUAUUCCAUAUGCAAAGGGUGAUGCAUACCAAUUGCUGAAAGUUGUCGGAAUUACCAUAGCCCCACUACUGGUGCUAGGUGUUAUAUUUAACGUGUUUUGCUUUUGUGUCUUACACAGACGGAAAUCAGACAAAUUUUCCCUUGGAACAGAAGCAAAAUCUAAAGAAAAUGUACGUGCAUCUGGGACUGAUGAAGUAAACAAAGAUGUUUGUUCGUAUCUAACAAUAAGUGACAGGUCUGCAAGAUCUUAUGCAGAUGUAAACUAUGACGACAUAGAAGAGAGGGAUAAGAGUCCUACUACCUCAAUUUGCAGCAUAAAAGGAAAAACUAGCAACGAAUGUGACGCCAUCAAUGUGUCAGAGGGUGAUUUGAAUCCUUGUGUAAAGACUGAUCAGAAGGUGAAAUCAGGCUGUCAAAGAUCCAGUGAUUAUGAGGAAAUGAACUUCCCUACUAAAACCUAAACACUUACUCAUACAUUUUUGGUUAAAUUUAAAUGGUUCAUGUAUUUGUUUUAUUUAUAAGGCGUGCAAAAAAAUAAAAUUCUAAAUCGGUUAGCAUAAAACUGUAUACUUUUUUUCUUAAGCCUAAUAAUUCAGUGUUAUUUAGUCACAAUGUAAUAUGUAAUUUUGAGUAUUCUCAAUCUUUGUUUGUAAAACUUGGUCAUAGAUGUAAUGCCUAGGGUACCAAAAUUACGUGAUUAAAAAUAUGGCAGUCUUUUUAACCAGAGAAUAUGAAAAUAUCUACUUAUAUCGAUCGUUAUUUCACACACAUGAAAGGUAAUAACAUUUCAAAUAUUUUUGAAUGCAAAGUGUGUGGAAUUCAAAGCUACUGCAAUUUAAGCACCAUAACGCAGACAGGGCACUCAAAGAUUAAAUAA